This is a messenger RNA of Vicia villosa (hairy vetch), 3951 nucleotides long. RefSeq names its product FIP1[III]-like protein. The record is from RefSeq and is a predicted model, not a curated record. Gene Ontology annotation, biological process: mRNA processing. The coding region runs from base 218 to 3541 and encodes 1107 amino acids. The transcript is spliced from 8 exons. Lineage: Eukaryota; Viridiplantae; Streptophyta; Magnoliopsida; Fabales; Fabaceae.
ACAAAAAACUUCUAAUGAGUUUUUGGCAGGGUUUAAGAUUGCAAGGGUUUUUGGUUGUCACUGAAUGAAAGUAUGAAACCAUAGACACCACACCGCAUAGAAAUGAUAAAGAGCCGCCAAUAUUCUCCCCCGUCUCCGCUCUUUGACAGUCACGUCAAUCUCAUGACCUCACUCACUCACUGACGUCUACACUCUGCACUUUUCACAUAACCAAUAAAUGGAACACGAUUUCGCUGACGACGAUUUCGGAGAACUUUACGCCGACCUCCAACUUCCCCCCAUUUCACCACCACAACAAAACAAUGACUGCGCCGAUUCAAACGACAACACCGUUGCCUCCGAUACCGCCGCCGUUGCCUCCGAUUCCGCCGCCGUUGCAAAUGAUGAUUAUGCUGGAACUGACAGCGACGAUGGUUUGGAUAUAGUUUUGAACGACGACGAUUGUCGUGGUUUUGCAGUUGGUUGUGAUGGCGAUGUUCAUGGUGGAGGUUUGGAUAAAAACGGUGGUCGGGAGUGCUCCGAGCAGUCGAAAGCUGGCUCGGAGUUUGUUAGUUCUGAUGCACAUUAUGGUAAAGGGGGAUACGGUUCACAAUUUUUUCGUUCUAAGCUUAUGAAGACUCAAGGGUCCGUGUUUGCAAACAAUUGUUCGUCUUUCGCUCAAGGAAGGGGGGAUAAUAUGCAGAAUCGGGCGUCAAGCUCCGGUUACUUUGAUGGAUCUUUUCUUCCUUGGCAUUGGAAAAUAUAUGGUGUAAACAUUGAUAAACUUGAGGAGAAGCCGUGGAGGAUUCCUGGAGCUGACAUAACAGAUUACUUCAAUUUUGGUUUUGAUGAGAACACCUGGAAGCAGUACUGUCUGUCUAUGGCAUCCACACAGGAGCGAUUUGAUCAACCUGUAUCAGAGAGCUUACUAUCUCAUUCCUCAAAAUGUGAAAUGCCAAAGGGGAGGGCAAUACAGGUUGAGGACAGUCUGGUUGAGCGCCAACCGUCCAUACAUACGAGGCGUCCACGUGAUAUAGAUUCUGAUGUUGUUAUACAGAUCAAGGUGCAUGGAUCCCCUGGCAACAAUUCUGGUUCUGUCAAAAGCAACAUACACGAUUUAUCUGAAGUGGGGGAACUACUUUCAGGAAAUAAUAGAUACAAAAGCAAUUCUUCCAAUGAAAGUGAUGUUCUAUCUGAUGAGCAACUAGAAAAUGCUAAAAAAUCAGAAGAGUCAUCUGGUCAAGAAAGAAAAGUGCUGAUUCCUGAUGUGGUUAAAGUUCAGCAUUCAGAUGAAGAGGACCGAGAUUCCAAAGAUGGUAAAUUGCCAGAGGAAGAAAUAAAAUUAGAGGAGAGAGUUGGCAUUGACACAUGUAGUGCAGAUCCAUGCUGGAGUGAACCAGAAUUAUCAUUUGGUGAUCAAGAACUUAGUCUGACUUCCUAUUCUGACAAUGAUUCUGAGGGAACUCAAGAUAGUCUACAUGUUUAUAAUGAUCGAAAUCAUAGCCCUUUAAGAAGUCAUUUGGUGAGUUCUGAUGCCAACUUAAAGGAGUCUUUGUCACUUUAUGAUAAAACCUCAAAGAACAUCAGUGUCAACAGAAAACCAGUAAAUAUAUCUUAUUACUCAAGAAAUAGAGGUACAGUACAACAGGAUCAGAGGCAUCAAAGUGGUAGUAGGCAUAUGCCCAGUUCCAAGCUGACAAAGCACAUAGAAAAUGAUAAUAAUAUAUCUCACACCCCGAGAUCCAGCCGAAGGAAUCUGUCUCCAUGGGGUCAUCAAUUUGUUAAUUACAGAUCGCAUGAACGGCUCCAAUAUUUUGGAAGUCAUGAAAGAAACGAUGUUUCAUAUAAUUGGGAAACAAAACAAACUUGCUAUUAUGGUGCUGACAAAAAUGUUGAUGACCUGGAUCAUACAGUAUACAGUGAAUAUUCAGAUAGGGAAAGUGAAGACAGAUUCAGGGAGAAUGGAAAUCAAUAUAUCAGAAGAAGUGGGGAUAAGAGGGAGUGUGUUUUAGAACGAAGAACUCUAUUAAAAUAUAAUGAAGACAGUGGUUGGCAUGAUGCUAGUAGAAAACAGUAUGUUGAUGAUCACCCAAGUCUCCUCUCAUACAGGGAGUCAAGGCAGUUUCAUCCAAGGCACUCCAACUUUCCUGCUGAAGAUAGGGAAGCUCAAAGGCAAAUAAAGCAUUACAGGCCUCUGUUUAACAACAGAAACUGUGAUUAUGAUCAAUAUUUUGAUGAAGAUGAGUUUGAGACUUUAAACAAAAGUUGUAGAAUGCCCUCUUCUUUUGCCAAGAGAGAAAGGGAAUUUUUUGAUAAUACACAUGAAGAACAGUUUCUUCGAAGUGAUAGAGUACUAGAAAAAUAUACAGGAAGGGAUAGACAUCAUUACAGGUCCCCCGUAGUUGUGGAUACCCUGUGUUCUGGGGAACCAGAAGAUGAGUUCGCUGAUUAUGCAUGUAAUCAGAAUUCAUAUUUGAAGUAUCAGAGACAACCUUAUACUGGUUCAGAUAGAUAUUGUAUGCAUAGAGAGAGUGAUAGUUUUAGGGGACAUGAGAGACAUAACCAUGCUACCAACAGUAGAAAUGACUGGCACUAUGAUUAUACUGAUGCUAUUGAAGAAGAUUGCACAACAUCUCCCGUAGACGAAUGUGAGUUUUACCCUCUCCCAUCUGAGGUUCCACACUGGAGCAACAAUGAUAAUAUUGAUUGGCCUCAUGAUGGAUAUGGAUUGUACCCUGACGAGGGUGCAAGAUUCUAUGAGGAAACUCCAAGGCACGAAAGACAUGCAAGAAAUGUAACUUUGCAUGCUAGGAUGCAUAGACAUGAUAUAAAAUUGCAGCAGCAUCGGAUACUAUUAUCAAAGAGAGAUCGAGACAGCUUUUUAAAAAGAAGCUCUAAGGUUAUGAGUAGAGAUCACUGUCACCAGACAGUGAUGAGAUGCAGGAAAUCGGUUGACAUGGUUAAUAGGGAAGGAAAGUCUGCAAAAAAUUCCAGAGUGACGUGCAACAAUAGACAUGAAAAUUUGGAUCAAGGGAAUGCUGAGAAGCGGAAAGCUUUGGUGGGUUUUGAUGAUUCUCGUCAGAAGGCUAUCAAACUUGACAACUCAAAUCCUCAGUAUGACAAUGGAAAUAAGAAACAACUUCAGAACCUUUCAGAUAAAGGACAGAAAAAAGGUUUGGAUAUAGAAGAAGGUGAAAUAGUAAUAGAAGAGCCACAUGUGGAGGUUUCUGUAUCCAGAAAAGGUGUUCCCGAGGGUGCAGCAGUUGCUGACAGUACGAAGAACAAAAUCUCACAAAAUGGACACACUUCUGAACUGCAUACGAGUAAUACUGACAGCGAGAAGAUUCUUGUUACAUUGGCCAAAAUGGAGAAACGUAGGGAGCGCUUUAAGCAGCCCAUCAGUUUGAAAAAAGAAGCUGAGCAGCCCAUCAGUUUGAAAAAAGAAGCUGAAAAGAGUUUAGAGGCUGAACAGAGUUUGAAGCUGAACACUGAGUCGACAGUUAAUAUAGGCGAAAUAAAGCAACAUAGGCCAAUUCGAAAGAGGCGCUGGAACGGUGGUUAGUUUUUAUGUUGGAGGAAUAGGUUUUAAUUGAUGUUUACAUUAUUGAAUAUCUGGAGAGGAUUGUCUUGUUGUUUUACUAUAUUUCUCCAGUAAUGGCUGAGAUUUCGGGUCUAUAUUUUACCUGAUUCUUGGGCUUUGCUAUUUCAUUUGUAACUGAAGAUUACUCACUGACUUUGGUGUGGAAGUUUUUAAAUUGUGGUGCAUACAUUUGGCUAUUGGUAUAAAUUUUACUUCACAUAUAUUCAAUUCAAUGACAUUAUAUUAUAUAUUGUUAGUGUAAAUUUUAUUUAUAAUAUUAAUCAGUUAUAAUUUUUUUUUAUUGUUAUUAACAUUUGACUUUGUUCUUAAAUAUUUCUAAAAUCACAAAUUUUACACAGAAAAAGCAUAUUUUUGUUUGUUCACCUGUUUAU